Messenger RNA from Folsomia candida, 1704 nucleotides. RefSeq lists its product as uncharacterized. The transcript is spliced from 2 exons. Lineage: Eukaryota; Metazoa; Arthropoda; Collembola; Entomobryomorpha; Isotomidae. The record is from RefSeq and is a predicted model, not a curated record. The coding region runs from base 182 to 1543 and encodes 453 amino acids.
UCGCAGUCGUGUUGUGGCAGUGAUCAUGCGAAGACAAGAAUAAUGACAUUGACUGCAUCACCCUUCCUCCAAAGGUGAGAAGAGGACACCAUUUCCUGCUGCAGUGAAUUUGUGGGGGCUCGAUUCAUCUGAAUUUGUGUCGUACGUAUUACAUCAGUGAUAAAUUACGGGAAAUAUAAAAAUGGUGUUUAAGACAGCCACCAGCAUCGUCUUAUUUAUCAGCGUUAUCGUCGUCACUGCACAAAAUCAUGAAAAGUUUUGGGCCGAACCAGAAUUUUUCGCGUCGCUGUCAGACUAUUUGACAACUCCACAAACACAACUCGUCGCCACCAUUGCGCCGGAACGACGCCGGGACACUAUUUUCACCCAACAGCCGACACUCCCAAUUCCACGACAUACUGUACCAGCACCACAAAGAGCACAAAUAGCAACGCCAAGCUAUCAAACCUUUCACAUCGUGCAGCACCAAACGUGGAUGGAUCCCCGAAAUCCGCGCCCAUUCCAAACCACGCAAACCUUUCAAAUCCCACAACCACGCCCACAAAUUGUGCGCAAUGAGGGCACACCUUCUCAGUAUUUGCCCCAACAACCCUUUGGAUCACAAAUGGUGAUGCUUCCACAUGCCAACGCACUCCCCACGGAGCAGGCAAAAAAGAGGAGGCGUCCCCUUCUUAAUAAUAAAAGGAAGCGACUCCGUACAACGACAACAACCACGACCACACCCGUAACGACCACGUUAAAACUGGACAAUUCAACCCAAAACAAUGCCACCACACCAUCACCUCCUCCACCUCCAAGUGAUCCUACCACCACCACCACUACAGCUCCCGACUACUACGACUAUUCCGACGAAGAAAUCAACAAUUCUGCUCAUGCUUAUCAUCCAAGUCCUCCUUCCCCACAAGUCGUUCACAUUCAUCCCCACUCCCAGCCCCACUUUACUUCAAGCAACGCAGAAAUUCUGCCAGCUCGUCAAGUUUACGAUAGUUCUGAGCAGUUUGGCAUACGCGUCCCCGCCCCAAGCUCCUUCCAUCACCAACUUCCGCCCCCCAGAGCUUUACACCAGCUCAAUCCCAACAUUCUAAUUGCAAAGCCACACCUUAACCAGCAACCUUUACAAAAUCCACCAGGAGAGCAGUUGGCCCAAGCGUCCAAUUUAUUUCCUGUUAUGGAACAAGAUGAAAAUUUUCUGGGGCUUAAUCAGCAGGGAAAUCCUGCCGGCAUUGUGACCAGGAUCAGUAACAUUUUGGAAACUGGGCGAAAAAUCCUGUACUUUCCCGUUGGCGUCGUGGAUGUAGUGGACCACGCCUUGACCUACGCGGAGACGAAUCCUUACGUGUCCUACGUGAUGGGCACCCUGGCCGAUACGAUUCUGGGGUCCACGAAAGGCAUGAGUGCAGCCCCACUGCAACAACCACAACUUACAAAUACAAAACCACCACAAACGCUUCUCAUCGCCGCAAAACUGGGGGAGAUGAAGGAAAAUUUAAAUAGGCUGCAAAACGCUGUCGCCUCCACGAUGCAGCCGAUCAAGAAAUUGUGAUUUAGUCAAUUAGUCGCGUGCUUUGCACGAUUAACUGACAUCGUUUCUAUGGGGUGGUGCCCCAUAGAAUGAUAAAGUGUCAAAUAAUAUUGCGUGCUUUGUUAAUUUUAAUUGUUUUUAAUUUUAUAAAUAGGCUAAUAAAAUUUAGCUGAAUAAGAAUA